AUGGGGGAGAAGAUAUUCUUCCUGAACCAUCCAGGCCAAAUUAGUGCUGGCUAUGCUCCUGUACUGGAUUGUCACACAGCUCACAUAUCAUGCAAGUUUGCUGAGCUUAAGGAGAAGAUUGAUUGCCGUUCUGGUAAGAAGCUGGAAAAUGGCCCUAAAUUUUUGAAAUCUGGUGAUGCAGCCAUCGUUGAUAUGCUUUCUGGCAAGCCCAUGUGUGUUGAGAGUUUCUCUGACUAUCCUCCACUGGGUCGUUUUGCUGUUCACGACAUGAGGCAGACAGUUGCUGUGGGUGUCAUCAAAGCUGUGGACAAGAAGGCUGCUGGAGCGGGCAAAGUCACCAAGUCGGCCCAGAAAGCUCAGAAGGCUAAAUGAAUAUUACCCCUGACACCUGCCAUCCCAGUCUUAAUCAGUGGUGGAAGAACGGUCUCAGAACUGUUUGUCUCAAUUGGCCAUUUAAGUUUAAUAGUGAAAGACUGGUUAAUGAUAACAAUGCAUCGGAAAAACCUUCAGGGGGAAAGGAGAAUGUUUUGUGGACCAUUUUUGUGUGUGUGGCAGUUUUAAGUUAUUAGUUUUCAAAAUCAGUACUUUUUAAUGGAAACAACUUGACCAAAAAUCUGUCACAGAAUUUUGAGACCCAUUAAAAUACAAGUUUAAUGAGAAAAAAAA
Messenger RNA from Cricetulus griseus (Chinese hamster), 666 nucleotides. Lineage: Eukaryota; Metazoa; Chordata; Mammalia; Rodentia; Cricetidae. The record is from RefSeq and is a predicted model, not a curated record.